Procambarus clarkii (red swamp crayfish) is the source of this 7610-nucleotide messenger RNA. RefSeq names its product general transcription factor 3C polypeptide 1. Gene Ontology annotation, cellular component: transcription factor TFIIIC complex. NCBI's taxonomy places the organism in Eukaryota, Metazoa, Arthropoda, Malacostraca, Decapoda, Cambaridae. Gene Ontology annotation, biological process: transcription initiation at RNA polymerase III promoter; 5S class rRNA transcription by RNA polymerase III. Gene Ontology annotation, molecular function: DNA binding. The record is from RefSeq and is a predicted model, not a curated record.
GUGCGUCGCUCCCGUGUAGCACGAUGGUACCAGCGAGGGUGAGGCAGGGUGACGGCCUAACAUAACUACAAGUGCUGUACAAAAAUCGUUUGAACUGAUGCUGGACAAACUCCUAUAUAACUACUUAGCACGCCUUCCUCAAGUCACUCUCCAGGCUGACUUGCCAUAAACCACAACCACCGGCACUUAAGAAUCUGAGCAUUAGGGAGUGAUCCUAAAGAUGACACCAUUUGCCAUGAAUUACAUAGCAGAUUUAGAAGAUGAAAUUGCUCUUGAGGGGCUGGAUGGAAUAACAAUAGAAGGCUUGUGGGUGAGGCUGAAACUGCGGCCCAAUUUUGAGAGUAGCAUGCCCAUUGACGACAACAGCAAAGCCUUUCUUUGGUCACUUAUAGUUUUAGAUGAUGAGAUCUCAAUGAGCAAGCUGCCUACACCUCGAGAUCCACUUGUAAUUUUUAAUAGGUAUGAGUAUAUGGACUCAGAGCUGGGUAUUGUCUUGGAGCCAGAUGAAAAACCUAAAGAAAUUUAUCCUUUCCAUCCUGUUGAUGAUGGAGUAAAAGGAGUUCGGGGGUCUUGUAAGACGUAUAAUGAGCGGGAGGAUGUCACUCACCUGGUUAUCUACAAGACCCUCCAGCAAGUGGAGAUAGAAUAUGGUAACAGUAUUGUUCUGGUGGCAAGUCAAAUGCUUCGAAAUAAGGCUCUCUGCAUAGCCACUUGCAUUGAUAAGUUCUAUGACUUGACUCUCACCCAGUACAUCCUGCUAGAGCGCAUUGGGCGCUCACGACGGAUGGGAGAAAUCACUCAAGGCAAGGUAAGUUUAGCAUCCAUGGGUGAGAACCCUAAAUCCAUGUUUUAUCACCGGAAGCGGCUACUUAAGCUAAACCUGAUCACCAAACAGCCACAUCAACAAAAGGGCACCAAAGGACAGACACACAAUGGAUCACUUCUACACCUUACAAGGUUUUACGUUGAACGUCGGUCGAAGUUCAUCAUGAUGAUCCAGCGAGCAGUAGAGAUACUGAAGAGCAAGCCUGACUGCUGUGCCCCAUAUUUACUGGUCAAGGAGGAGAUGGGGAUGCCAGAAACAUCUUGCAGGAAGCUCUUUAAAAGCUCAGAAUUUCAGAGAUACAUCAAGAACGUUUCGGCUCCCUACCGUAAAGUGUAUCCUGAUGCUCUGACAUCUCAGUGGCGUUGUAAAGGAAAAGAUGCGGAAAAGUUUGUGCGAGUCAUGGAACUUAUCAAUCCUGAAAUUGAUCCUCUGGAAGUGUGCAAAGUGGAAGAAGUAGCUGACGACGAAGAGGAUGAGGACUCUUAUCCUGGCAUCCUGGACCAACAACGUGUGGUAUGGGGUGUCGGUCUUUUACAUCAGGCAUAUGAGGUAGUAGAAGAGGCAGGGCCAGAUGGGGUAUCUCAGUCAGACAUGGCACGUUUGCUGGGUCAAACAAAACUCGACUCGCGUACCAUUUGUCGGAACCUGCAGCGUCGCAACACCGUUCAUUCUCUCAUGAAGGACGUCUGGAGGCAGCGUGUGUCAAGAUACGUCUCCCACAAGUAUGCCAGGACUGGACAUCUAACGCAGGAAUUCAGGAAAGAAAGGCAGAAAAUGAUGGCUAUGAUGGAGCAAGAUCAAGUUGAAACGGACAAACCAUCCACAUCUAAGCAGAGUGAAGCAUCACGAGUCCUGGAGACAAACUAUCUCGAGGGGGUUGAAGUGGAUUUGGAAAUGCAAAGUGCAGAAAAGGUCUGCGGAAAGGCCAAGGUCAGUGUCACCUCGUCUUCGAUGCCCUCAGUCUCUGUAUCGGAUCCUCAGAAGAAGGAGAAGAAACAGUCUUCAGCAAAAGAUGUCAAUAACAAAGGAUUCUUAAGCAUGCUGGAGGAAAUCCGCCUGACAUACAGCAACCAAAAGCGAAGCUCUCCACAUGUGACCACUCGUAUGAUGAAGAGAGCCAACAUGAUUAUUGAGGCUGUUAGGUCCAUCAAGGUGAUUGAUGAUGCCUUCAAGUUGCAGAAAAUGAUUGUUCAGGCUGAAACAGAAGAAGGUUAUGCUGUGAAAAUGGAUAAGAAGAGCCUGAACCGAUUAUUGGACAAGUUGUCAAGGGGCGGCUUUCUUAAAAAUAUCACUGUAAAGCUGAAAUGCGUUAACAUGCAGAAGUUGGUGCGAUUUGUUGUCCACCCGAGCAUCACCUUCAAGAGCCCACACCUCAAGUCUGCUAUUGAACAACUAAAGCUUAAAUUCUUGGCAAUUGGAAGUGAGCCCAAGCGAGAAGGUGAUGGCGCGUCAGCUGAGGGCAAGCAGGAAGCACGCAAGGUUAAAAGCGAAGAUAAAAAUUCUGGAUUGGCUAAAGAACAGAACACGAGAGACAAAGAUGAACACAUGAACAAGAGUUCUGUCGGGAAAAGUAUGCAGGAGCUGAAGCGCAUGCAUCAAAUAACAUCUGCCAAGACCCCGCCCCCUGUUGCUGAUCCGGCUGAUCUGGCUGACCCUGCUGACCCGGCUAGCCAGGCUGGCCCGGCUCCAUCAGGCAUUGCAAUCAAGAAGGCUGUUGGAGCGAAGGGCAGCUUGGGGCCAAAAUUUGUACGCAUGUGUGAACUUCACAAGUUGUUGUUUUACUUGGUUUAUGGCUAUUCUGGGCAAGAGAACCUGGAUCAGGAGCAAGCUUGGAAUACUAUUGCUGCGUCAUCGCCUAAAAUACAGCUUGAUAAUGAGGAUCUGUCUGGCUACCCAAUAAUCUACUGUUCAGAGCUCUCUUGGAAAAUGUUUAUCCCUCCUCUCCCAAAUCACAUGAAUACUGAGUCCGGCUGGGCAUUUGUGUGCGAUGUUCUUCUCCGGCUUCCCCUGUGCAUCUUUGUCCGCCUAGUGAGCAUCUCUUAUAGUAAGGGAGAGAUUGAGGAAUUUCUUGCACAUCCAUUGAAGAGGAAUUUGCUAGUGAAAUAUCUCCCCCCUCACCUGAGGCAGUCGCUUCUCCAGGGGCGAAGAUAUGUGACUUACGUCAUCGACCUCAUUAAUCGCUUGUGUUACGUGGGUUUACUGCAGUAUGGACACCAGAUUAUGAAAGAGAAAGAUCAGGUAUUCAUUUAUGUGAACCGACAUGCUAGCCUGAUCGACACCACCACCUCCUCGCCUGGAUACCAUCAGAUCUCGGCUGAUAAAGAAUAUGUGCGCAAAGAAUAUUUGUUCUCAUGCCUGCAAGAUAUUCUUCAGUACUGGUACGACAUGUGGACCAUCUCCAUGCACACACCCCUGGGCGGCCACAAUUGUAUGCAGGGGAAAAAAAUUACUAUCCAAAUUCUGGACCGCAAACCACAGAUCAUCGAGUCGCUCACGCCUCGCAGCACAGACGAAGCUCCAACCAGAGAUGUUGGUUAUAUCCCUGGUGAUGGGCGUGGUGCAGGGGGCUUGGAUUCAGCAAUGUUUGCCCACCUUAAGCGAAACUGGUCAUCUACCUCUGGACAUGCAGCUGCAGCCCGGCCAUCAGCUUUACUGCCACCCAACACUGAUGGUGCCGAGAGAGUCUCGUAUGAGGGAACUAUGUCCUAUACCCAGUACCUAAUGAACACUACACAACCGUCCUCAGACACUUUGUCUCCAAAACAUCGUCUAGCUGGGCUUCGCAAUGUUAAACUGUCAGUGUACAAGCCAAGAAUGGGAAGUGAUGGAAAGACUCUUGAGGUGCCAGUUGGUUUGGUCGCCCGGGCGCCCCGUGGGAGGAAACGUAAACGAGGAGGCUCUCAGUCAUCUGAUUCAGACACCCCACCAGCUAAACAUGGCCGGGGCUCGGGACAGAAGCGCAAUCGUCCUACAAGCUACCAACGUGAAUUAAAAAUGCGCAAGAAAUCUCCCAAAAAGCCUUACUAUGAUGAAGAAGAUCGGGCUGCUCUUAGACGAAUGAACAAAUUACGAGUGGAUUGGUCAUCGGCCGAGGACUCCUUCCUGCUCCUGUGCAAAGUUGCAUCUUCCUUCCUCUUCCCGAACAUUCGUAGCCAGAUGAUCACUUUCAGUCUAGUGAGAGACUUGUUGCACGAGAGGUUUCCCGAGGCUCGCAACAAGACCUCGCGGGCAUGCCAGAGACGAAUCAACUACAUCAUGAAGAAUCCGACGACAGAGGAUAAUGUAGCCAUCUUCCUAGAAGAGGUCAAGCAGGAUACUAAUAUUGUUGCAGAAUUUAAGGGUCCAAGACUUCCUCGUAACAAGAAGAACAUAGAAAAUGUGUAUGCCAAGCUAUUCCGUCGAUUAAUGAGUCGACUGGUGAUCAAGUUCGCUUCAAGUGAGUCGCGCCAGUGUCCAGAUCUUCCCGAUCUGGCCGAGGAGUUUGAACAGAAAUACCGCAUCAUCAAAGCUUCCUCUUCCCUACGCAACAAACUCAAAGUCAAUGAAGUCAACACAAUCUCUGAUAUUGACUUUUAUGUGGUCAAUGCUCUAAUAUAUAGUUCUCUGUGCUCCAAGCAUGACAGAGACUCUUAUGCCUACCAACUGUACCUGGCAUACCAGCAGUACCCUCAAGUUCUCCUCAACUCUGUGUUGACUCGCAUGCGUCAAGAUCAGAUGAUCAGCUACAAGAAAUGUUACAACCGAUCUCUAUUUGCCCAGACCUGUCUUCCACUCUCCACAUCACCUUUUCAACUUUCAGUGACCUACCUGCAUGUCUUCAACUUCAAAUAUCAGUAUGAAAUAUUUAGUCAGUCAUGGCAGAUGUUCAAGCAGUUGCUGGAGAAGAAACGUGAAGUUGUGCUUAAAAAUAGGAAUUCUGCCACAGCUGUUGAUGUCAAAGGGACUCCUGAGCCCUGUAAUGGGAACACUGGAUCAGAUGGAGUACCAGUGGUGAUUCUUCACGAAGGUGGCUUUUGUGCCACCAUUGUGGCUCUUAUGGCCACUAAGAGGCUCUUCUUUGACAUUGUGAUCCCAGAACAGAUCAUUAUGAUGGAUCAGCAGCAACCAAUCAUGGAGGACCACCACCAGAGUCUACUGGAACGAUUCUCUUCACAUACACAGAUGUCUGGCCGAGAUAUUAAGGAUUUAGAUGGAUCCUUCCUUGACUAUAUAAAUGUUCCAUGUCCAUCUUCAUCUAACAUUGGGGGUGAUGUUGCAGCUAAAACCAAAGGAACACACAUAGUUAAGGAAAAGCUGAAAGACCUAAAAGAAUCUCAGUCUCCAAACGAAGAGAGCAGCAAAACAAGUGAGCUAGCAAAGAGGAAAUUGGUAGGAAAUGAUAAAGAGAAAAUUAAAAAAGCUAAACUCAGUCAAGACAGUUUAGAAAAAGUGGAAUUAGUAGCUACAACAUCGCUACACGAUGCUAAGCGCACCACCAGAUCUCUCCGUAAAUCCUCAAAAGAAGAACCAGUGAUGGCAAAACCAAGUUCUGUGGACAAAGCUACAGUGAAGACAAAAUUAAACCAAGCAUCAAGAGAGAGGACAGGUUCAGUGAUGAAGGUGAAGCAAGAAGGUGUGGAAGAGGCAGCACUGGAUGAAAAUAUCGAGGACAUGCAAGACACGGAGGAUAGUUUCCAACAGGGUGAUGUGUCUUCUGCAGAAGAAGACUUGGAUGCCACUGGCUCUCAGGGUCGAGGAAGCCAGUCAUCGGCCUCACGCCUUGGACUCUAUAUGAUGAGAGAUCAGCUGACUCUGGCCGAGGUGAACCAAAUCAACAUCCAGCAUGCACAAGAGCACCUGGUGGUCAACGCCUGUGAGAUAACCUGUCGCCUCAGACCACCACCUGAGCAGCAAGAUGAGUUUGAUAGAGCAGUGACAAAUGAUGUAGAUGCAAUUGACAACAUGUUGCUUCCGUUACCCAAAAAAGUAGUUUCAGAAGCUUUAGAACAGAGGAAAAAAGUAACACUUGAGGACUGGAAGCAACUGGAUGACGUUUUGAGCAAAUGGCAAGAAGAAGGCCAGAGUGCCGAGCAUUUGGACUUUGUGAGAGAGGUCUACGAGUACAUCAAUUCCUGCCGGGAUAUUGGCGCUUCUGUCAAGAAUCUUAAGAAAAUGUUUGGAGACGGAUCAUUCAGCAUUACGAGUGUGGUGGCUUUGAUGGAGAAGGCUUUACUGGUGCUGCGUGUGGGUGUGGCUGUGGUGCGCUGGGUCACUAUGCAUUACACCAAACCUUGGCUUAUUCAUACUAACAAGAUCACGAGAGUGAGUCGGCAGAGUGUACGACUACAGGGUGUAUAUCGCAUGAACUUGAAGAAUGCUGACAAAGGAUCAAAGCCUAGCAAUAAUCAAGGCACAGGAAAUGUAGCAGAAGUUAAUUCUGAAAAUGACAAAGAUUUGAAGGAGCAAAGUAGCAUGGAUGACAAGGAAAGUGUCAUCCAAGAUGCUGACCAGGAAACUUGCGAGGUAUCUUCUCCCGUACCGCAUGGUGAUACCUUGCCACUUCAUCCCACAAGUGAGAUCACCAAUACAGAGAGUCUUGACACACAUGAAGGUCCGAGAGUUGCCCCAGUUGGCAGCACCUCUGGAGAUGAAAAAGUGAACACAUCACUAUUAACUGCUGAUACUUGUGGUAAUAAUACGUCUGUCACCACUAUGGCUCAAUCUGCAACAGAAAGUAAUGCUGCCACUUUGAGCACAAGUUUUGCCGAUGGUGCUGGCAAAAUACUGGAGGAGGUUGGAGCUGGCAGCUCUUCAGACUUGAUAAACACUGAAGAUAUCACUUUCCAAACAUCCAGGCGUUCCAGGAGGAUCUUAGGGAGAAGUGAUAAGAUGAGCAAUGGAGCAGAAACUCAAGCUGAAGGUGGGAAGCCUGUGCGACACAUUCACUCCUUUUUGGCCAUGCGCAAGAGGAAGUACAGAAGAGAUGAAGAAGUUUCCAAAGAAAUGGAGAAAACAAUCAAGCAGCAUCAGAAUGUCACAGACUAUGAGGAAAUCAGUGUGGCAGUAAGACCGUGGGUUCGUCUAAAUGGAACUCUCAAUAGACGAGUUUUAGAUCGCAUGUUGGGGGCUGUUCUCAGCCUGGUCAUGGAGCGUCCAGGGAUUAGUGGAAGAGAUAUUGUCUGUCGCUUUUCUCCAGCCUUGCAGCCAGCGCACACCCACGAUCUGUUGGACACGUUGGUUCAGUUACAAUGCAUUGUGAGGGAACACCUCAUUCACUCACAUAAACCUUCCCUGUUCUCAGAAAAUGUUGAUUAUAUUUUAGUGCAAGCUGAAGUCCACGAUUGUGACGACGAGUUAUUGUACGAGCCAACUGUGGAUGCUGUUCUGAAGUUGUCUGUGUUCAUCGGAGAUAAGAAGUAUUCCCAAGAUUUUCUGUCGGGAGACAGAUGACGAUGAUCAUAAUACGUCGUGCUAUAACACAAAGUUGUACAGUACCUCGCUUUUACAUUGCCAUUCUAAAUUAUGUUAUUAGGUUUAUAUGUUAUAUUCAAAUGGUUAGAAAACUUAUGAAAAGACACUGGAUUGCUACUACUAUAUAAUCUAUGUUUGUUGCAGAAAAAUCACUAGUUAAAAUUUUAUUAGUGAUGUAUGCUAUUAUGAUCUGUAGCAGAGGCAUUUAUAGUGAAUUAUUGAGUUCUUGACUGAUUUUAUUAGCACAAAUAGCAGAACACACUUGUGUGUCCUUUUACUGCAGUACCAAAAACCAUGUGGAACAACUACUUUAUAAUAAAAACAACCAAAAUAG